CAGCAUUCCAACUUGACCAACGUUCGCAUAUUUGUUCCCUCUUCCAAUUUCUAAGUAGAAGUAGUACUUGCGUCGACUUUCAAGCUUGCCCGAAAACCGUCAUCAUGAACUCCGUUUACCGCUCAACCGCUAUGAUUUUACUGGCCGGAGCCUUGUUAGUUGCCCAAGUGGCCAUCAGCGUUGUGGGAAUAAACUGCGAUGCGAAUCACCCAUCAGCCGUUUGCUUCUCGAGAUCCGAUUACGGUAACCCACAAGUCCAGAGAAUUAUGGGUAUGAUCGCAAGUCGCAGAGGCUGCCUUGACGCCACGCGAAUAGGCGGGUUGAGUGUUAUCCGGUGCUGUAAAGGACAGGCGACACUGGGAGCGAACGGCCAACCCCUUAGCGGUGGCGGUAUUGUCUACCUUGAUCGGAGAGACGUCGUCCCCGACUCGGGCACCCUCUUUAGCGCCUCUCAAGCCUGCACUUAUCAACAAUGAACUUGUGCCGCUAUUAUUUAAAUGAAAUUCUCCCACUUUGGGACAACCACGCGGUUUGUGAUCAUGUGAAGCACAACAGAUGACGAUUCCCCUCUGCGUGUACGUCCGGCCUGGAGGAGGAGCUAAUCUGAAUUUUGGCAUUUG
Puccinia graminis f. sp. tritici CRL 75-36-700-3 is the source of this 620-nucleotide messenger RNA. RefSeq lists its product as uncharacterized. The transcript is spliced from 3 exons. The record is from RefSeq and is a predicted model, not a curated record. Bases 105 to 476 code for a protein of 123 amino acids. Lineage: Eukaryota; Fungi; Basidiomycota; Pucciniomycetes; Pucciniales; Pucciniaceae.